Cynara cardunculus var. scolymus (artichoke) is the source of this 705-nucleotide messenger RNA. RefSeq lists its product as uncharacterized. The coding region runs from base 120 to 467 and encodes 115 amino acids. The record is from RefSeq and is a predicted model, not a curated record. Lineage: Eukaryota; Viridiplantae; Streptophyta; Magnoliopsida; Asterales; Asteraceae. The transcript has a single exon.
CGACAUGUAAAACCUUAUCCAUUUGUGUCUCCAUCCUCAUUAUCCGCUUUUCCUCAUUCCCAUCGACAUUGGCAUCUUCAUCUAUCUGCUUUUUUGUUUUCUUCCUGUUGACCUAAUCAAUGGCAGCUUCUCUCUCCACCUGUUUCCAACCAAUCACCACCGUCUCCAAUAGCCGGAAUAGCCGGAUCAAACGACCGGCGGCUUCAGCCUCCGCCAAGUGGUGGAUCCCGCUAUUUGGCUGGUCAUCAGAUCCAGACUACAUUCAAAAUCCUACCGACGGAUCCAUAACGGAAAGCUCGGAUCCAGAUAACGGUAGAUCACGAUUUGCUCCUGGAUGCUUCACGGAGGAAAAAGCCAAACAGCUGCGGAUGAAGACUACUGAAAUGGCUAACUUCCAUGACAUCAUGUACCACUCCGCCAUCGCAUCUCGCCUUGCUUCCGAUGUCUCCGACCGUCACGACCGGUGAUAUCACCACCGCACUUGAUAUCAGGACAUGGUUGGUGCUGCAUCCUUCAAUUUGUCGACUUAAAUAAUCAAAUUAGUCAUGAAAACACGAUAGAUCUUAACAACUUAAGCCUCUAAAAAUAAUCUGUCUGAAUGAUUCGAUUUCAUGUUUUUGAAUAAUUUUGCACAAUUUCGAUCCCGGAUGCUUUGCCACUUUGGCUUCCAUCUCUGUGAUUGGUAUCACUAACCGUAAUCACUCA